Molecule: messenger RNA, 756 nt
Organism: Dovyalis caffra
Lineage: Eukaryota; Viridiplantae; Streptophyta; Magnoliopsida; Malpighiales; Salicaceae
Source: the annotation of a GenBank genome assembly
AUGUCGGGCGGUAACAAGGAUAUAAAAGUACGAGCAGAUCCUCUACCAAUAAUUGCGUUAAAGGCCUUUGAUCUAGCCUUUCCAAGACGUGCAGGAAUCCUGAACCAGUUUAGAUCCUGGGACGGUAAGCAUUUACUUGACCUAUUCUAUUCGAGCCUCCUUCCCACAUCUCAUGUCAUAAUCAAUUUCAAUGAUUUAGAGGAAUAUCGUCCAUCAGACCAAUCAAUUCAAUGUGUCACACAGCUUAGGCCAUCAGGAAUCAAGUUUAGGCCAAGAAAGAGCGAUAGCUUCCUGGAUAUAAACUUUCGAAACCGUGUACUGGAAAUUCCAACUAUCACCAUUAAUGACUUCACAAGCACUGUCCUCGUAAACUGUGUUGCCCUAGAAGAAUGCGAGGAAAGGAGAUCCAAAUACUUCAGCGAUUAUGUCUCUUUCAUGAAUUGUCUCAUUAACCAACCGAGAGAUGUUACGUUUCUUUGUUCAGAUGGAAUCAUCACAAGAUUCUCCCAAGAUGACCAAUACGUGACCGAUCUCUUCAAUACUCUCGGGAAAAAUAUUGCUUUCAAUAUUCGAGAGUGUUCUCUCUCCAAACUAUUCAGCGAAGUAGAGUCGUAUUACAGCAGCAACUGGGCAACUAUGAGGCGAACUUAUUUUAGCAGUCCUUGGUCAUUCAUCUCAGUGCUAUCCGCCUUCAUCCUACUAGUCCUUGCUAUGGUACAAAGCAUUAUGUCUGUUCUAAGUUACAAGUGCUAUUAG